AUGGAAGUUUGCAAUGAAGUUUUGGAUUAUGCUGUUGAUGGAAUUCAUAAAUCUGUUGGUGCAGUGGAUAAAUUUGAUAUUAAUAAGAUACAUGAAUAUUCUUAUGAUCUCAAAGUUUGGUUAACCGGUACACUUUCUCAUCAACAAACAUGUUUGGAUGGUUUUGCAAAUACAACAACAAAAGCCGGUGAAACAAUGGCUAGGGCUUUGAACACGUCUAUCCAAUUAAGCAGUAAUGCUAUUGACAUGGUUGAUGCUGUUUAUGAUUUAACUAAUGCUAAAAGGAGGCUUUUGUCACUUGAUAAUGGUUAUCCUUUAUGGGUUAGCGAAGGGCAAAGACGACUUCUUGCUGAAGCAACUGUUAAACCUAAUGUUGUUGUGGCUCAAGAUGGAAGUGGACAGUUUAAGACAUUAACUGAUGCUAUUAAGACUGUUCCUGCCAAUAAUGCACAGAAUUUUGUGAUUUAUGUUAAGGAAGGUGUUUAUAAUGAGACUGUUAAUGUGCCUAAGGAUAUGGCUUUUGUUACCAUCAUUGGUGAUGGUCCUGCAAAGACCAAAUUCACUGGUAGCCUCAAUUAUGCGGAUGGUCUCCUACCUUACAACACUGCAACCUUCGGUGUUAAUGGUGAAAACUUCAUGGCAAAGGAUAUCAGCAUCGAAAACACAGCAGGACCAGAGAAACAUCAAGCAGUUGCACUCCGAGUAACAGCAGACAAAGCAAUCUUCUACAACUGCCAAAUAGAUGGUUACCAAGCAACACUCUUCGCCGAAUCCCAACGUCAAUUCUACCGUGACUGCAGCAUCUCUGGCACAAUCGACAUGAUCUACGGUGACGCCUUUGCAGUUUUCCAAAACUGCAAACUAAUCGUAAGAAAACCAUUAGAAGAACAACAAUGUUUCGUAGCUGCCGAUGGAAGAACCAAAUCUGACAGCUCAAGUGGCUUUGUUUUCCAAAGUUGUCAUUUCACAGGUGAACCAGAAGUAGCAAAGAUAGACCCCAAAAUAGCUUACCUAGGAAGACCAUGGAAGUCAUAUUCCAAAGUUGUUAUUAUGGAUUCAAACAUCGAUGACAUUUUUGAUCCUGAAGGUUACAUGCCAUGGAUGGGAAGUGCUUUUAAAGAUACAUGUACAUUUUAUGAGUACAAUAAUAAAGGUCCUGGUGCUGACACAUCAAAAAGAGUUAAAUGGCCUGGUGUUAAGAGUAUAUCUUCAACUGAAGCAGCUGCUUUUUAUCCCGGUAAAUUCUUUGAGAUUGCGAAUGCAACCGAUCGUGAUACUUGGAUUGUGAAGUCUGGAGUUCCUUAUUCACUUGCUGCUUUGGAUGCUACAAGUAACCAAGGGGCUACUCCAGGUCAGGGAACUGUAACUGGAACUGGAGCUGGAGCUGAAGGUCCAGCUCCAGCUGAAGGUCCAGCUUCAGCUGGAAAGAGCAGUGGUUUAGUUAACAAAGGUAAAGUUAAGGAUAAUACUCAUAACUUCGGUCAAUAA
Medicago truncatula (barrel medic) is the source of this 1488-nucleotide messenger RNA. RefSeq names its product pectinesterase/pectinesterase inhibitor. Gene Ontology annotation, biological process: cell wall modification. The coding region runs from base 1 to 1488 and encodes 495 amino acids. Gene Ontology annotation, molecular function: pectinesterase activity; enzyme inhibitor activity. The transcript is spliced from 3 exons. Lineage: Eukaryota; Viridiplantae; Streptophyta; Magnoliopsida; Fabales; Fabaceae. The record is from RefSeq and is a predicted model, not a curated record.